This is a messenger RNA of Saccoglossus kowalevskii, 646 nucleotides long. RefSeq lists its product as uncharacterized. The record is from RefSeq and is a predicted model, not a curated record. Lineage: Eukaryota; Metazoa; Hemichordata; Enteropneusta; Harrimaniidae.
AACCUACAUGUAUCAAGAAAGUUAAUCGAAUGCGACACGACAAUUUCAGUGAUGAAUACAAAACCAAACCAAUCCCACCGUUGCCACCAACGAUAGACGUUAGCAGAGCAAGAGAUGUACACCAAUCAAGACUUGAGGAACUUGAUGAGGCUUAUGUUGACAGACUUCCUCCUCGUCCCCCAAUUGAAAAGCCAAGACCUCCACCACAAAUUCCUAGACACUUUAAAAACCCACAAGUGGAAGAUGAGUAUGAUUUGCAAAGACCAGUCAUGCAGGCGCUUAGUCCGCAAGAACAAAUGAUAAAAGAAUUACGCAAUCGUACGCCAAGACCAACAACAACACAGAAUACUGAGCCAUAUGACGAUGUAGAAGCGACGCAACCUUCAUCAAAACCUACUCCAACACCGAGACAAAGGCAGAUGCCAAGAAAAUGAUUAUUCAUUCAUCAGUGGGAAACUGAUGAAAUGUUCAACUUUGUCCUUUAAAUUCUUUGAGAAUCUUAUGGUGAGGUAGUUCUUUAAUGGUCUUAAAAAGUAAACAGAAAUUUCAGCUUUUCGAUAAUAUUAUUAUACAUCUUUAGAGGGUUUUUUUUUUGAAACCAAGUGUGUAUUACAUGUUUACGUCAGGCCCUGUAGCUCAAUUUCAG